AUGGUACGCCAACCCGCGACCCGCUCCAGCCGGAGUAGGGCAGCUGGUGGCCGUGGCCGAGGCCGAGGUCGUCAGUCGGGCCGUGGAAAAUCACGCGAAAUCGAUGACGAAAACGAAGUUUCAGAUGUUUACCAGGAAAUGCUAAAUGAGGCUGAAGCACGCGACCCUGAGCAGUUCAGAUCAGAUCACCAACCACUCAAGAGACGCAGAGCUGGGACCAAGGCUGCACCCGUUUCCAUUCCAUCAAAAUUACCAACCGAGAUUACGUCGAAGCAAUCAGAUAUCGCUCAGUCUCCUCGAAGGGAGCUGCAAACGGUCUACGACUCUACAACUGAAGACGAAUCGGACAUUGAAUGGGAGGAUGUAUCAGCACCCGGACCUUCUCUCGCCCCCGAUGCAGUACAAGACAGAGACGAGACUUUGCAAAUUUUAUUGGAUAAUGAGACCGAGGCUCCCAAAAAGCCAUCGACCAAAAGAAAGCCUCUCACAGCUGCUGACAGGGCACGGCGUUUUCAAUUCCACAAGUUUCAUUUGGUUGGCUUAUUGUUUCAUGUGGCAUGGCGCAAUGCAUGGUGCAAUGAUUCUUCGACGCAGCAAUUUCUGAAAAGCAAGAUUUCGGAGAGAGCCGCUGCCAUGUUACGCACCGGUGGGACUAAAGAUAAACCACCUCACGGAUAUUCAAAAAAAUUCAAGACUGGAGUCACUGAAGUGGCUUAUGACCUUGAAGAUGAAUUUCUUGUCUUGAAAAAGGGAUUAAGUCGGGCGCACUGGGAAGAAAACCGAUCACAUCUGAAAGCAAGAAUGGUAUUGGAGUCAAUGAUGUAUGACUACGAGUCAUCUUGGAAGAAAGAAGAUUUUCAGAAUGCUGCAAGAAAGCUUGAAGGCUCACAAGACUUUGGAACCCAAUUGUUUUGCUGUAUCCUCCGUGGCCUCGGUGUAGAGACAAGGCUAGUAUGCUCCCUGCAGCCGUUGCCAUUCUCAGGCACAUCUAAGAACACGAUGCCAUCGAAAGCGGCACAAACGCCCACUCGAGUUUCCGACGACGACACAUCUCCAAAUGAUCAGCAGCAAUCCGCAAACCCUUCUCAGCCCGCAAGAAUCCAACGAAUUGGGCGCCCCCAGUUCAAAAACGCACCAGCUAAAUCCGUCCCAGCCGAUCCCUCGCCAUCCCAAGAAAUUGUGAUACGCCCCAUACCCCCUUAUCCGGUGUAUUGGGUAGAGGUAUUCAAUGAAGGUACAAAAGAUUGGGAACCAGUCAAGCCAUUCGGGAAACCAGUCAAUCGAUACGUAGAAUGGGCCAAGUUUCCAGAGCCCAACUCGUUGGAGCCUCCAGCCAACAACCUACACAAUAGCAUGAACUAUGUUGUUGCUUUCGAAGCUGAUGGAUCCGCGAGAGACGUUACACGGCGAUACACAAAAUUUUUCAACGCCAAAACACGUAAACUCCGCGUUGAAUCUGUCCCAAAGGGAGAAGAAUGGUGGAAACGAGUGAUGGGAAGAUUCGAAAAAAAAGAGACUUUCCGAACGAGAUACUUUAAAGACCACCCUUUCUUUGCGCUCAAAAGACAUUUGCGUCGCAACGAGGUGAUUUAUCCGGAGCAUGUCACUGGCCGUGUUUCUACGGGCAAGGGUAAAACGUCGGAAGCUGUCUAUCGUCGAGCAAAUGUACACAUUGUGCGCAGCGCGGCUAAAUGGUAUCGACUGGGACGGGAACUCAAGGAGGGAGAGCAGCCGAUGAAACACGUCACUACUGCUCGUCCUAAAAAUGACUUUGCCAGUGACGAGGACGAGGAUGACCGAGGAAGUGCUCUUUAUGCAGAAUCCCAAACAAAGAUCUACGUGCCUCCACCAGUGGUGGAUGGUCGGGUUCCAAAAAAUAUUUUCAGGAACAUCGAUAUCUAUGUCCCUAGCAUGGUGCCGCAGGGAGGAGUUCACAUCAAAUCACCUGACGCAUCGAAGGCAGCACGAAUUCUGGGCGUUGACUUUUCAGAUGCCGUCACUGGGUUCAAUUUCAAAGGCCGACGUGGAACUGCUGUCAUCACCGGUAUUGUCAUUGCCGCGGAAUAUGAGGAAGCCCUGAAUGAAGUGAUGGAGAGCAUGAAUGAUGAAAGAGAGCAGGCUGCCGUUGAAGCAAAAACCGCUGAAACUCUCCGACUUUGGCGGCUGUUCCUGUUGAAACUACGAAUUGCGAGACGAGUCCAAGCUUACGCAUCAGAUGAUGAGCAACGUGAUGAAGAAGUUUCGUUUGCGGAGGACAUGAGUGACGGCUCAGCUGAGGGUGGCGGUGGGUUCUUUCCGGACACGGAUGAACCCAUGUGGAGUUAG
This is a messenger RNA of Penicillium malachiteum, 2325 nucleotides long. RefSeq lists its product as uncharacterized. The record is from RefSeq and is a predicted model, not a curated record. Gene Ontology annotation, molecular function: single-stranded DNA binding; damaged DNA binding. Gene Ontology annotation, biological process: nucleotide-excision repair; mismatch repair. The transcript is spliced from 5 exons. Gene Ontology annotation, cellular component: nucleus; nucleotide-excision repair factor 2 complex; XPC complex. NCBI's taxonomy places the organism in Eukaryota, Fungi, Ascomycota, Eurotiomycetes, Eurotiales, Aspergillaceae. The coding region runs from base 1 to 2325 and encodes 774 amino acids.